This is a messenger RNA of Schistocerca nitens (vagrant locust), 387 nucleotides long. RefSeq lists its product as uncharacterized. The record is from RefSeq and is a predicted model, not a curated record. Bases 1 to 387 code for a protein of 128 amino acids. The transcript has 3 exons. NCBI's taxonomy places the organism in Eukaryota, Metazoa, Arthropoda, Insecta, Orthoptera, Acrididae.
AUGACUUCCGCGCUGCGUGGACUCCCUAAACCUAUAGGACUUGUGGCUGCGACCGCCCACGGCCCUCCACUGCAGCUAAAGGUGGGCAGCCUUUCGAAGUGGGUCAGCCAGGAUCGCGAGCAACGCGGCCCGGCAGAGACGGCACGGACAAGCACCUGCCAGGCCGCACUGCGCAUGCGCCGCGCCCUACCCCCCACCACGCGGCCCCGACAGCGGGCCGGCUGUCCCCCUCCACGCCAGCCAGUCGCACAGCCUCAGUCGCUGCCUGACCGCCACGACGACGACGACAACAACGGACAAGCGGGCCCGCCGCCUCCUGCCGCCAUGCAUACAAAUAAAAUGGGACAACAGCAGCAGCAGCAGCAGCAGCAGCAGCAGCAGCAAUGA